This is a messenger RNA of Dimorphilus gyrociliatus, 1334 nucleotides long. The record is from the annotation of a GenBank genome assembly. Lineage: Eukaryota; Metazoa; Annelida; Polychaeta; Dinophilidae.
GCUCAUUUAAAUAUUCAUAAUUAAUUAAAUUUUGAGUAAAAGUUUCAAUUCUUUAAUAUUAUUGUCUACCAGUUAUCUUUAAUUACACUUUCAAUUCGUUCUUCUACUCGCACUUACCAUUGCAGAAUUUUUAAACACCAGUUACAACAAUAAACGUUUUGUUUCGUUUUAGACGUUUCACACGCCCCCUUUAAAGUACUCACGACAUCUUUCGAACAAAGGAAAUGAGAAAUCAACACCCACUUUCACACCCGGCCGUUUAGCAACUACAAUCAUUAGCGCCUCGAAUUUUCCAUAAUAGACAAGCAAUUAGACAGUAAAUUUGUCUGACCUGUCAAUGGCGAACUAAUAAUUUCUCUGCACGUAACAAUGAAAAUAUUUAAUAAAUAGGGAAACGUUGGAUAAUUGGUCAAGGCAUCUUUGGAAAAUCAUUUGGGCAUAAUACAUAUAUUUAAGGUUCUAAUGAAUCCUUUGUGCCUGAUAUUUCCUCACCGAAGGAAAGGAAACUUGAAAAACAUUAGAAAUUUUCGUUUCCAAAUCGUUUUUUUAGAUCAAACGAAUUAACUCCGUUGGAAUUACUAAAGUACCCAUUAAGAUGCGCCAAGUGUGUCAAACAAUGUUGCCAUUAAUGUACCGAGAAUUAGCAACUGUUAUAGCUCCUAUAGAUAUAGGAUAGAUAGCGCACGCGACGAGAUGUUUAUUGGGUGGUAUUGAACGCCCGUCACCAUUUUAGCUCCGCCUCUGGCGCGUGUGGUCUUGUCCAGCCCUGUGUACCACGUCAAUCUUUGUGGAGAUUUUAAGAGCGAUGAGUGAUUGCGAGAUCGACGUGGGCUGCUCGCCUCAGAGCGAUGCUGAUUCAACGGAAUUUAAACCAAAAGUAAGAAGAUCAAGAUUAUCAACUAAAACAUUGAACGAUAAAGAAUUACAGCAACUAAGAUUAAAAGUGAACUCGAGAGAAAGGAAAAGGAUGCACGACUUGAACAGCGCGCUUGAUGGCUUAAGGGAGGUUAUGCCAUAUGCUCAUGGCCCGUCUGUAAGGAAACUAUCAAAGAUUGCUACUCUUCUACUUGCCAAGAACUAUAUUCUUAUGCUGCAAAAUUCAUUAGCAGAGAUGAAGAAGUUGGUAUCUGAUGUCAGUACUCAACGAAUGAAUUUUCCGCCUCUUCCUCAAGUACCUACGAGAUUUCGUACAAAUCAUGGAUUUUGCGCAUGCGCCGAUUGCUUAACACCGAAACUUCCAUUGCCUUUGCUACCUAGUUCUAGUUUAAUGUCUCCGUCAUCAUCAUCAAGCUCAAUAUCGCCAAGUUCUUCCACGGCUAAUAUUUGAAACUGAA